Molecule: messenger RNA, 1457 nt
Organism: Cariama cristata (Red-legged seriema)
Lineage: Eukaryota; Metazoa; Chordata; Aves; Cariamiformes; Cariamidae
Gene: F2
Product: coagulation factor II (thrombin)
Exons: 9
Coding region: 1-1305 (434 amino acids)
Biological process (GO): positive regulation of blood coagulation; proteolysis; platelet activation
Cellular component (GO): extracellular region
Molecular function (GO): serine-type endopeptidase activity; calcium ion binding
Source: RefSeq, a predicted model, not a curated record
AUGACGACUCUUCUAAGUGAAAGUCAGAGAGGUCAAGAACGGACGACAGUUGAAUUUACUCCACGGGUCAUAGCACCAGCCCAAAUGGAGCCCUGUGAAGAACAGAAUGGCAUGCUUUACACUGGGACCCUCUCGGUCACUGCAUCUGGAGCUAAGUGCCUGCCGUGGAACUCUGAGAAAGCCAAAGAGGUGCUCCAUGGAAAACACCUUGACCCAGAGGUGAAGCUGCUGGAGAAUUACUGUCGGAAUCCAGACGGAGAUGACGAGGGUGUCUGGUGUGUCACAGAUGAACCACCCAACUUUGAAUACUGCGAUCUGCACUACUGCGACAGCUUGCUAGAGGAUGGGAACGAACGUUUGGCGGGAAUAUCAGGACGUACUACCCUUCCUCAAGAAUUCAGAACCUUCUUUGAUGACAAAACUUUUGGUUCAGGCGAAGCAGACUGUGGCACUCGUCCUCUAUUUGAGAAGAGAAAGACAAUGGACAAAAGUGAGAAGGAGCUGCUGGAGUCCUACAUAGGAGGCAGAGUUGUCCAUGGGGAUGACGCAGAAGUUGGCAGCUCCCCCUGGCAGGUGAUGCUCUACAAAAAGAGUCCUCAAGAGCUGCUGUGUGGUGCCAGCCUCAUCAGUGACAGCUGGAUCUUGACUGCUGCUCAUUGUCUUUAUUAUCCACCCUGGGACAAGAACUUAACUACAAAUGACAUCUUGGUGCGGAUUGGCAAGCACAUAAGGGCAAAGUAUGAAAAGAACAAGGAGAAGAUUGCUCUGUUGGAUAAAAUCAUCAUCCACCCCAAGUACAACUGGAAAGAGAACAUGGACCGAGACAUUGCACUCAUGCACUUGAAGAGACCCAUCACCUUCAGUGACUAUAUCCAUCCUGUCUGCCUGCCUACCAAAGAGGUCGUGCAGAGGCUGAUGCUGGCAGGUUACAAGGGGCGGGUAACUGGUUGGGGAAACUUGAAAGAAACAUGGGCCACUAGCCCAAGCAACCUCCCCACAGUUCUGCAACAGCUCAACGUGCCCAUUGUAGAUCAAGCUACCUGCAAGGCAUCCACCAAAGUUAAAGUCACUGACAACAUGUUCUGCGCAGGUUACAGUCCUGAAGACUCAAAGAGAGGAGAUGCCUGUGAAGGGGACAGCGGGGGACCUUUUGUAAUGAAGAACCCAGAAGACAACCGUUGGUAUCAAGUGGGAAUAGUAUCAUGGGGAGAAGGCUGUGACCGAGACGGCAAAUACGGAUUUUACACCCACGUAUUCCGCCUGAAAAAGUGGAUGCGAAAAGCCAUCGAAAAACACGGGCGAUAGAGGAAGCGUUUACCUUGCUCGCUCUCAGUUUUGCUACAAUGCUCCACUUCUUAAAAACAUAAGCAUAGAAGAUCCUAAAGUAAAACAGUUACAUCCUUACAACUCGACAAAGGAAAGUGUUCUCCCUUGAAAAUAAAAGUUCUCAAACCCAU